AUGCAUACCCAAAUGAAUAUAUUCAAAUUCUCUCUGAUAUUCAUAGGUUUUUAUUAAAAGAAAGCUAAGAAAACAAAAAAAUGUCUAAAUUAAUACAAAUUAAUUAUUUCUUAAAUCAAUUCAUUUCUUAGAAUCCUUGAAACAGAAGGAUCAACUUAAAGAGCCUAAAUCUUUGAAAUUUAGCCAUUUAUUGUAGUCAGGCAAGUUGUUAACCUUAAUAAUAUCCAAACAUUGUUAAAGAAUUAAUAAGAACCUACAAUGAUAACUUGAG
Messenger RNA from Paramecium octaurelia, 271 nucleotides. Lineage: Eukaryota; Ciliophora; Oligohymenophorea; Peniculida; Parameciidae. The record is from the annotation of a GenBank genome assembly.